UUCACAGACGCCAUUUUCUUUGCUCACGACGCGGCUCGUAUGAGGACGGAAUAUGGCGAAAUAAAGUGCAUAACCUUACUCAUAAAAUGGGGUUUGUAAUAUCAUAUUGUUUUAUAAUGACAUUUAUUUGCUGUGCGCACAUAAACUUUUCUCAAGGACAUUUCCUUUCACUCACGAUGUGGAACAGACGAGGACGUCUUUUAAUUUCUAUAUGGGAAAUCUAAAAAAUUUGAACUGCUGUGCAGCACACCACGAUGGUGCAGACGCAGAAAAGACCAUAAAAGCACUUUUGUGAUGCUGCAAGUGGGAGUGGAUUUCUUGCUUAGAUGGAAACUGCAGAGAACCACAUCCUGUCGUCCUGAAAAAAAGAAAGAGACUACUUUCUCCAUUGGCACAGACUUUGUUCAGUGAUCAGUAACAUACAUUCAGCCAGGGCUGUCCUUAGGGGGUGCAACUGAUGCGGUCGCACCGGACUCCACACUUGAGGGGUAAACGGACUGAAUGAGCCCCACUCCCCCAGAACGCUUCCUACUUCGCACCAGUAUGGGCCUGCAUUCAUAGUUAAUGGGCCUGGGCUGUCUGUAUCCAGAAGGCCGGAGCAUCUCCCUGAUCUCCUUGCAGUUAAAGUGGCAUCUCCCUAAAAUUGUCAAGACGACAGGCACCAAUAGAUUCAACAUUCCCAGGCUGUUACCCAGCUGAAGGAGUUGGCUAGGAUCAUGAAACAUUUAGUGCCCCUAGAGAGUGAGAUCACCCAGGAGAUCAUUAGGUACAAUGUGGACCCCAACCUGGCCAAGUAUGAAGAUGGAGAUGACAUUGUGAAGUGGUGGGCCCAUGUCAUGAGUUUGGGGAAGUAUCCAGCUCUCAGCCAGGUUAUCAGACGGGCCCUCUCCAUCUUCCAUGGACCACUGGUAGAGUCCUCCUUUAGUCUCAUGGGAGAUGUGAUUGAUGCUAAAAGAUCUAGCAUGAAGAUCUCCACCUUUGAUGCAGUGCAGACUGUCAAAUAUGUGCUGAGGUCAAGGGGCAAGACUGGCAUUAGCAUGUUCAAAAGAGCUGACAUUGAUAAAACUCUCUGCCAGAACAUUAGGGUUGCAGGGAGAAGGGACAAGACCGACAGAGAGAAGAGGAUGGAGGCAAAGCAGAAGAGGCAGGUGGAGUAUGGCUGCAGUGCUACAUGUGAAAGUGCAGAGAAGGCCAAGACCACUGCUCUGGCCGAAGAGAGGCAGACACGUCUCAAACAUGUUGAUAAGAAAAUUAAUGCAGCCAGACGCAAGGCCCUGGAUACGUUGCAGGAGGUGGCCAGGAAGAAGAGGAAGUUGGAGUAAAGCAAGAAGAUAGUUCAAUGAGAGUUUAUGUUUCGGAAUUAAAAAUGAAAUAGAAUAUUACAAAUUAGCGUCUGUGUAUUUUGAUUUUCAGAAUUUCAUUCUAGUCUGUGCCUAUGGGGUGGGCUGGGGAUGGCAGGGGUUGGUGGCAAUGUAAGUAUCUGGAUAUUUGCCGCUGGGCGGGGGCUUCGAUUACCUCUCUCUUUUUUUGACCAUACAUGUGUUUGCACCCCUGAGAAACUGUGAACAAGAACUGAGAUCAUGCCUCCAAAAAGAUGGACAUGCUUGUACGCUGCCUUUUUCUUCUAGAAAA
This is a messenger RNA of Carassius auratus (goldfish), 1632 nucleotides long. RefSeq lists its product as uncharacterized. Bases 717 to 1322 code for a protein of 201 amino acids. Lineage: Eukaryota; Metazoa; Chordata; Actinopteri; Cypriniformes; Cyprinidae. The transcript has 5 exons. Gene Ontology annotation, molecular function: protein dimerization activity. The record is from RefSeq and is a predicted model, not a curated record.